Messenger RNA from Lycium ferocissimum, 2736 nucleotides. Its product is annotated as potassium transporter 2. Gene Ontology annotation, cellular component: plasma membrane. The record is from RefSeq and is a predicted model, not a curated record. Gene Ontology annotation, biological process: potassium ion transmembrane transport. Gene Ontology annotation, molecular function: potassium ion transmembrane transporter activity. Lineage: Eukaryota; Viridiplantae; Streptophyta; Magnoliopsida; Solanales; Solanaceae. The transcript has 10 exons. The coding region runs from base 216 to 2603 and encodes 795 amino acids.
CACACACACACUUGUAUGUUUUCUUGUUUUCUUCUUCCUCUUUAUACUGUGCUAAUCAAAAUUGCAACUGUUAAAUACAUAGUCUAGCUGUAGCUUUUUGGUUGAAUGUAACCAUUUCUUUCAGAGGUAACAGAAAGGUUAUCACAUGAUAAAAAAAUUAUAUUUCAAGUGAGGAUAUCUUAUCUCUUUGUCAGCAUUCAGCAACUUAGUACAAAAUGCUUCCAAGGAGAAUGGAUGUCGACUAUGGCAAGUGUUGGGACACUUCAAAGAAGUCUUGGAAGAGUACAUUGAUUCUGGCAUACCAAAGUCUUGGGGUAGUGUAUGGGGAUCUCAGUAUUUCCCCUCUUUAUGUCUACAAGAGCACAUUUGCAGAAGACAUUCAUCAUUCAGAGACCAAUGAAGAGAUUUUUGGCGUUCUUUCAUUUGUUUUUUGGACUUUAACACUAGUUCCUUUAUUCAAAUAUGUCUUUAUCGUACUUCGAGCUGAUGACAAUGGAGAGGGUGGUACUUUUGCUCUCUAUUCCUUAAUAUGCAGGCAUGCCAAAGUAAGCCUUCUUCCUAACAGACAAGUUUCGGAUGAAGCUCUUUCUACCUACAAACUUGAGCACCCUCCCGAAACGAAGAACAGCUCGAGGGUGAAAUUGCUUCUUGAGAAGCACAAAUCCUUGCACACUGCUUUGCUAAUCUUAGUGCUUCUUGGAACUUGUAUGGUGAUUGGAGAUGGGCUGCUUACUCCAGUCAUAUCUGUUUUCUCUGCGGUUUCUGGCCUUGAGUUAUCAAUGUCUCGGGAUCACCAUCAAUAUGCAGUGAUUCCAAUAACUUGCUUCAUAUUAGUCUGCCUAUUCGCAUUACAACAUUAUGGCACACAUCGAGUUGGUUUUGUUUUUGCACCCAUUGUGAUGACCUGGUUACUCUGCAUUAGUGCUCUUGGGUUGUACAACAUUAUCCACUGGAAUCCGCAAGUUUAUAAAGCUCUUUCCCCCUAUUACAUGGUAAAAUUCCUAAAGAAAACAAGAAAAGGAGGAUGGAUGUCUUUGGGGGGAAUUCUGCUGUGCAUAACUGGUUCCGAAGCAAUGUUUGCUGAUCUUGGGCACUUCUCCUAUGCUGCAAUUCAAAUUGCAUUCACCUUUCUGGUUUAUCCAGCUCUAAUUUUGGCAUAUAUGGGUCAAGCAGCUUUCUUAUCAAGGCAUCACCACACCAUUCACAAGAUCGGUUUCUAUGUAUCAGUUCCAGAUUGCGUGAGAUGGCCAGUUUUAGUAAUAGCAAUUCUGGCUUCUGUUGUGGGAAGUCAGGCAAUCAUCAGCGGGACAUUCUCAAUUAUCAACCAGAGUCAAUCCCUUGGUUGCUUCCCAAGAGUAAAGGUUGUUCACACCAAUGCCAAGAUGCAUGGCCAGAUAUACAUUCCCGAGAUCAAUUGGAUACUCAUGAUUCUUUGUGUUGCUGUGACUAUUGGAUUCAGAGACACAAAGCACAUGGGAAAUGCUUCAGGACUAGCAGUGAUGGCGGUGAUGCUGGUGACCACUUGCCUUACUUCAUUAGUUAUCAUCCUCUGCUGGAACAAGCCUCCAAUCCUGGCCCUUGGAUUUCUCCUUCUGUUUGGGUCUAUUGAGUUACUCUACUUCUCAGCCUCUGUCAUUAAGUUUCUUGAGGGCGCUUGGCUUCCAAUCCUGCUUGCACUGUUUUUGGUUACUGUCAUGUUUGUUUGGCACUACGCCACAGUUAAAAAGUACGAAUAUGAUCUCCACAAUAAGGUUUCAUUAGAAUGGCUGCUGGCACUAGGUCCAAGCUUGGGCAUUGCUCGAGUCCCUGGCAUCGGCCUCGUCUUCACUGAUUUGACUUCUGGGAUUCCUGCCAACUUCUCACGUUUUGUUACCAACCUCCCAGCCUACCACCGGAUACUUGUUUUCGUCUGUGUGAAAUCCGUGCCUGUCCCUUUUGUGCCCCCAGCUGAGAGAUACCUCGUAGGCCGUGUUGGUCCUGCAGCUCAUCGUUCCUAUAGAUGCAUUGUCCGUUAUGGUUACCGUGACGUUCACCAGGAUGUCGACUCCUUUGAAUCUGAACUUGUCAGUAGGCUGGCUGAUUUCAUCCGGUAUGAUUGGUACAAGGUCAAUGGAAUCAUCGACAUGUGCAACGAGGAUGACAGCUCACGGUCCGGUGCAUCAUCCGGAGAAUGCAGACUGACCGUUAUAGGAACUCUAGAUUUGUCAGGUACACCAGCUUUUGAGCUGGAGGAAAAUGUGCAACCUGCAAGCGUGUCUGUCGGGUUCCCUACCGUUGAAAGUGUGACGGAUGUGAUAGAGAUGCAACCUGUGGAAAGAAGAGUGAGAUUCGCCAUAGAUAACGAGUCGGAAGUGGAUUCACGAGGCGGAAUGGAUGCUCAGCUGCAGGAGGAGCUAGAAGAUUUGUAUGCAGCACAACAAGCGGGGACAGCAUUUGUAUUAGGACAUUCACAUGUGAAAGCAAAACAAGGAUCAUCAGUGUUGAAGAGAUUGGCUAUCAAUUAUGGUUAUAAUUUCCUAAGGAGGAACUGCAGGGGUGCAGAUGUGUCCCUAAAGGUUCCUCCAGCAUCCCUUCUUGAAGUUGGCAUGGUCUACAUUGUGUAAGUUUGUAAUAGCAUCUCACUUUACUCCUGUAGCUUUGUAUCUUAUUAGGAUGUUCUUAUUUAGUAAGGUAAACGUAAUUAUGCAGAUUACUGAAGUUAAUCAUUUUGAUCUCUUAUCUAUUUAAAUUUUGAUG